Scedosporium apiospermum is the source of this 1833-nucleotide messenger RNA. RefSeq names its product putative WD repeat-containing protein C9G1.05. Gene Ontology annotation, cellular component: cortical actin cytoskeleton. The transcript has 3 exons. Gene Ontology annotation, biological process: positive regulation of actin filament depolymerization; actin filament depolymerization. Lineage: Eukaryota; Fungi; Ascomycota; Sordariomycetes; Microascales; Microascaceae. The record is from RefSeq and is a predicted model, not a curated record. Bases 1 to 1833 code for a protein of 610 amino acids. Gene Ontology annotation, molecular function: actin filament binding.
AUGUCUAUCACCAUCGAGAAGAUAUUGGCCGCUGCUCCCGCUACUACCCGCGGCCAGCCAACUCACUUGUCCACCGACAAGAAAGGAGAGAGGAUAGCCUAUGCUUCUGGCAAGUCCAUCUUCAUCAGGUCCAUCGACAACCCCGCAGUGUCUAAGCAGUACGUCGGCCACACUGCCCCGACGACGGUUGCUCGGUUUGCGCCGAGCGGGUUCUACGUUGCUAGCGGCGAUGCUUCCGGGACGGUGCGUGUAUGGGAUGCGGUAGAAGCCGUAAACACAAAGGGUGAAUACCACAUCAUCUCGGGCCGUAUCAACGACAUUGCUUGGGAUGGAGACUCCCAGAGAAUCAUAGCCGUCGGAGACGGCAAAGAACGAUUCGGCCACUGCAUCACAGCCGACAGCGGAAACUCAGUCGGCGAGGUGACGGGACACUCCAAGGUCAUCAACGCCGUGGCCAUCCGCCAGCAGCGGCCUCUGCGCGCCGCCACGGUAUCCGACGACAGCACCAUGUGCUUCCUGCACGGAGCGCCCUUUAAGUUUAACUCGAAGGAGGCCGACGUGCACAGGUCCUUCGUCUUCGGCACCGCCUUCUCGCCCGACGGGAGCCAGCUCGUGACGGUUGGUGCCGAUAAGAAGAUUCAGCUGUACGAUGGCAAGACAGGCGAGCCUACCGUUUCGAUUGGCGAGGGCGAGCAUACCGGUAGUAUCUUUUCCGUGUCGUGGUCGCAGGAUGGGAGGAAGCUUGUGACGGCGAGCGCUGAUCAGACAGUGAAGCUCUGGGACGUGGAGGCGCAGAAGUCGAUCCAGUCGUGGAGGUUCGGCCCUGAGGGAGCCGUUAGUGUCCCAGAUCAGCAAGUUGGCGUCGUGUAUCCCCAUGGCCGAAGCGACGGGCUCAUUAUUAGCUUGAACCUCAAAGGAGACCUCAUCUACCUCCGCGAGGGAAGCGAUAAACCGAACGGGGUUGUGCAGGGCCACAACAAGGCGGUGACAGCUGUUGGCUCCGGCUCGGACGGCACGGGCCAGACCCUGUGGACGGGUAGCUUCGACGGUCGCGUGCUUCAAUGGGACGUGGCCUCCGGAGAGGGCACCGCCGUAGACGGGCAAUCCCACUCGAACCAGGUGGUCAAGUUCGCCCCUGGUGCGGUAGGCCACACCUACAGCGCAGGAUGGGACGACACCCUCCGGACCAUCGAUGAGCCGGCACAAACAUUCACCGGUUCGGCCAUCAAGCUCCCUGCCCAACCCAAGGACCUAGCCUCAGGCAACGGCCGAAUCUACGUUGCCACGGCCUCCGGCGUCGCCAUCUACCAAGACGACAAGCUCGUCAAGGAUGUGACCCUCCCCUAUGUGCCCACUGCCAUAGCUGCUCACGGCUCCUACGUCGCCAUCGGCGCCGACCAGAACCGCGUUCUCGUCUACAAGGCCUCGCCCGACGGCUCCCUCCAACAGAUCCACGCGGCCCUCACAAAAUCGACCUCGCAGAUCUCCACCCUGGCCUUCUCGCGCGACGGCGGCCACCUCGCCGUCGGCAACGCCAUCGGCAAGAUUUGCGUCUACGAGACCUCGGGCGACUGGGCCGUCGCGACAGAUAGGUGGUCAGCGCACACGGCGCGCGUGACGACCAUUGCGUGGAACAAGGAGGGGACGCAUGCCGCUAGCGGGGCGCUGGAUACGAAUGUACAUGUGUGGAGUUUGGCGAAGCCCGGGAGCCGCGUGAAGGCGGGAAAUGCGCAUAAGGAUGGGGUGAGUGGUGUUUGUUGGGUUGAGGGGGGGAAGGUGGCGAGUUCGGGUGGGGAUGCUGCUGUGAAGAUAUGGGAUGUGAAGCUGCAGUGA